Molecule: messenger RNA, 825 nt
Organism: Aspergillus clavatus NRRL 1
Lineage: Eukaryota; Fungi; Ascomycota; Eurotiomycetes; Eurotiales; Aspergillaceae
Gene: pre6
Product: proteasome core particle subunit alpha 4
Exons: 5
Coding region: 1-825 (274 amino acids)
Biological process (GO): ubiquitin-dependent protein catabolic process
Cellular component (GO): proteasome core complex; proteasome core complex, alpha-subunit complex; nucleus
Source: RefSeq, a predicted model, not a curated record
AUGUCCGGAUAUGAUCGAGCUCUUUCAGUGUUUAGCCCUGACGGGCAUGUCUUCCAGGUGGAAUAUGCUAUGGAAGCUGUGAAGAGAGGAACCUGCGCUGUUGGAGUAAAAGGCAAAGAUGUUGUCGUUCUGGGCUGCGAGAAGCGCUCCGCCCUCAAGCUGCAAGAUACCCGUAUCACACCCUCCAAGAUCGCCCUGCUGGACAACCACGCCGUCCUCGCUUUCGCCGGUUUGAAUGCCGACGCUCGUAUCCUCAUCGACAAGGCUAGAUUAGAAGCCCAGUCGCACCGAUUGACCGUUGAGGACCCCGUUACCAUCGAAUACAUCACCAAAUACAUCGCUGGCGUGCAGCAGCGGUACACACAGAGCGGUGGUGUCAGACCUUUCGGUAUUAGUACUCUGGUUGUAGGAUUUGAUCCCAAUGACAAGGUCCCUCGACUAUACAUGACCGAGCCAUCGGGCAUCUAUUCUGCUUGGAAAGCAAAUGCCAUCGGCCGCUCUAGCAAGACCGUGCGGGAGUUUUUGGAGCGUAACCACCAGGAUGAUAUGGACCAGGAGCAGACGAUCCAGCUUACCAUCAAGUCGCUGUUGGAGGUUGUGCAGACGGGUGCGAAGAACAUCGAGGUGGCCAUUAUGGCUCCUGGCAAGGCGCUUGAGAUGCUUCCCGACGAGCAGAUCGAGGCUUAUGUCAAGAGCAUAGAGACGGAGAAGCAGGAAGAGGCAGCGAAGAAGAAGACCGGCCGGACAGGGACCACGACCGCGGCCAUCCUCACGCGGCCCGGCGGCGGAGAGACCACCGAGUCGACUCGGGAGUCGGCCGACUGA